Messenger RNA from Neospora caninum, 14028 nucleotides. RefSeq lists its product as hypothetical. Lineage: Eukaryota; Apicomplexa; Conoidasida; Eucoccidiorida; Sarcocystidae. The transcript has 9 exons. Bases 1 to 14028 code for a protein of 4675 amino acids. The record is from RefSeq and is a predicted model, not a curated record.
AUGGCAAGCUCCGGUGGCGGUUUGUUUGGCAGCUCCAGGCAGCCCGCCUCUUCGACUUUAUUCGGAGGAGGCUCGGCAACAACGGGAAGUGCGCCCUCCCACCUGCCUGCGGCCAAUGCGCAGGCUGCGCCGGGGUCCUCUUUGUUCACAACUGCUACUCCCGCGGCGUCUGGCAAUCCCACGAGCAACACUACGCAGACUAUCCCUGGGCAGCAAGGAAUCUCUCUCUCCCCUUCUUACGCAUCCCCGAGUUCUGGCGGGGUCUCAGGAUUUUCUCCCCCGAAGUCGGCAUGGGGAGGCCGCCAGUUCGAGUGUCUCUACACAGAAGUCAUCUGUCCUGCGGUUCAGAAAGGGGCUACGUGGCCAUCUGCAAGCCAGCUUAGAGAGAGACUUGCAGAACUUCAGAAUGCCGCUUUGGCGGCUGCCUCAUCUGAUGCGCCUACGAAUGGAGUAGAGGUGUGUGCGCCUCCCCACGCUCCCACUCGAACUUCUCCGCCCCCGCGAGGAUCGGGGCAGAAGUCAUCUCCAGGAACUUCUCGGCGGGAUGUCACGUCGUCGCCACGGGAUGAAGAGGAUUAUAUGGCGUCUCUGGAGGAGGAACAGGCAACUGUCAGGGCUCAACUGGAUGCGCUGCUGGCGUUCCAGCGUUCGGCGUUGCAGCGCAUUCUCCUGUUUCAGGAUGCUUUCGUGAAUGUUCUCGCGGUUCCGGAGCGCCAGGUUUCGGUGUCGUCUGCUCAGCUGGAGCAGUUUGCUCGAGAGAACUAUCCAGGAUGGGAGCGUCUGUGCAAGGAUAUCGACCAGCUUUCUCAGUUGCACAACUUGGAUCAAUUUAUGUGCUUUUCCCUUGCUUUCGAUGCCGUCCAAAUUCUCCAGGAGACCACGCCUUCGUCUGACGCGUCCUCUCUCUCCUCGCUCGGUUCUGUGCAGUCUUGCGACGGAAAAGAGAAAUCUGGCAACGGCGACGUGAUGUGGGAUCCGCAGCUGAUUCUCGCCGCACUCCACCGCGAGCAGCAUUUCCAGCUUCUGUGUCUGUUUCAUUUGGCUGUGGCUCUGUAUGCGGAGGACUCCCUAGGCGUUUACGGAGAUGUCGAGAAUGCAUGCAACCCCGUCUCGGUCUCGGUCUUCUCUCGGCUCGCCCGCCGCGGCUUCGUGGAGAACCUGCUCGAUCGCAUUGGCUCUCUGGCCUCGACGCUUGUGUGUCCUCCUCUGCUUCCGUCCGCGCCCGUCGCGAGCGUGUCUUCUCCGUCGUCUCAGUUGCCUUCGCCGAAAGAGAACGUUCUCUUUGGCGGCGCGUCGCCGUACUACGCGACGCUUUUGUCUCCCUUUCCGUCCGUACUUUCACUGGCCCUUGCUGCCGGUCGAGAGGCCCUGGCGAGCACUUCCUCGUCGCAGCCCUUGUCCGAGAGUGUGACGGCCUCCUCGCCGAUUUCAGCUUUGGCGGCUGUCUCGGAAGUCCACGACAGUGCCAUGCUGGACCUCUGUCUGAAGAUUUUGCACUUUUUCUUUGCGCGCUUCCAACCCAGCAUGCAAGACGUGCAAGAUUUGCUUCUUCUCAUUCCGCAUGUCCUUAGUCCGCACGCGAACGUCGAAAGAAUUCGGACAGAAGGCCGACUGGAGAAAAGCUCUUCGAUGGGUGCAUACGAGCUUGACGCAAAGUUCCAAGCUGCCUUACGAGCGUUGGGCGAAAGAGAGAGCGAAUCGCUCGUCGGCGGUGGACGAGCAGACGGACCCCAAGGCGUUCAAGCCGCACAGGAAGAGAGGGAGAGACGCACCAGGCUCCUGUACGGCGAAGAUGCAUUGAGACGAAUUAAGGGGGGAGGAGCAGCUUUCUUUGCCAGUCUUCAACUCCUCUCUCGUCCUCUGUCUUUCCGUCUCGCGGAAAUUCUCCUCGUCGCUUUGCACCCCAAGCUGCUCCGCUGGUUCGUGAGGCGGGGACCAGAGACAGACGAAGCCGAAAAGGGAGCGGACAAGGACACCGCUAUGCGCCAUCUGGAACUGCCUCCGCUCACAGAGCUCAACCCCAUGAGCAGUCCCCAGGAUAUUCAGGAGUGCCGAGGCGAUGUUCUGCAUCAGGAAGAAGACCGUCCCGGUUCCACGACGCUCGUCCCUCCGUUCUCUCUCUCGGCAGAGGGAGCAGGCGAAGAUAGGCCAGGCGGCGAAGGGGCCCGGAGUGCUUCUCUUGCGCGCCUCCUCAUUCCACCGGAUGCCGGCCUGUUUUACGACAAACUCGCGAAGCUCCGCCACGCGGGCCAAGAUUUCUGGCGCGACGACGCGGGCUUGGAGUGCCUUCUCCGCUUUAUCGUCUGCGGGAUUUACAUGUCCGACGCUCGAGACGCGUGGGACGCUCUCGUCUCCUCGCCGGGAAAUCUGUUUGUCCUUCUAGGCGAGGUGUUUCUUCGGGGUCGGUCGCCUCUCGAUGCGAUUGACCUGCUCUCCUUCCAGUUGGUCCACGAGUUCCUCUGGCUCGGCUUUGUCGCUUCUUCGCUCCCGUCCAUGUCGUCGCCCCUUUUCACUGAGGAAGGGCGAACCUCUCUGCUGACGCACUUGGUGGAGGUGGAGGUCCACCGAGCCCGAACCCGGAGUUUCUCGUGGAUGAUCGAAGACUUUCGAAAGGAAGAGGAAGAGACGCCGUUCUCCUUCUCGUCUCCCGUCUCCCCCUACAGUUGCUUCUUCUCUGAGCAUUCGUUCCUCGGCGCGCCGCUGCUCCAAACUGAGAUGGCGUCAUGCUUCUAUCAGAGCUCUGAGGACGGCCCGGCGCCGGAGGAAGACGAAGAUGGCGAGGCGUGCGGCAGCCGCUGGCGGCGACCUGCCGGCUGGUCACCAGCUCUUUUCUCUCCGAUGUUCGUCGACAGAAAGGGAAAGGCAGAGCGACGGCGACGCGAAAAAACGUCUCGCUUCCCGUUCUCACACACACAUAUUGAACGCGAAAGCGACGAGUGCUCUGGCCACUUGCUGGCUCUCCUCAAACUCAUUGCUGUCGUGUGCCGUGCGUACCCCGCUGCGUGCACCCACUACACGGAUCUCCUGUCCUACUGCAUUGAACAGUUUUCGUUCCUUUUUGACACGUCGCUGUAUGGAGAGGACGGCAUCGACGCCGGCUCUCUGAACCGCCCCGGCGCGCCUGCCUCGUCUCUGACCUCGUUUUUGCCGCGCGACAAGGCGCUCGCGAGUUACUCCUUCUUUCCCCUCGCGAACGACGCAGACGACGCAAUUCCCCCUGCGUCGGCCUUCCCGCUCGCGUCGCCGUACAGGGGCGCUUCCGAAAGAUACCCCUUCUCGCCCCUGUCCUUCCGUCCCCCCCUGGUCCCGCGUCCGCUGUCGUCUUCCUCGCUUUUCCCAGACGCCGGAAGUUCCACAGAUGCGCUUCUGGGGCCAGAGCGCCGGGCGGCUCUGCCUGCGUCCUCGGAGCUGAGGGUGGUGAGUGCGGCGGCCCGCGAACUGGGCGUCAGCCUGGUUCUCCACCCGCCGCUCUUGGUCGCCCUCCUGAAUCUGUCGUCUGUUCUCGCGAGUCGCGGAGGACCCCUCGUGGCGCAGCGCGUUGCAGCGAAUUUUGGCACGCCGCUUCUGCCUUCUCUCCGAUUCUCACGCCUCUUUCUGACGCUCUUUCAGCAGCUGGAGGCGUCCCUGCGCGGCCAGUAUGCGGCGCUCCCGCAGUACUUCUUCCUCGGGAGACACACCGCUUUCCCGGCGUCCUCCCUCGUGUCGGCCCUGGAUGUGACGCCGCCGGCCCUCGCCUCUCGCGCAUGUCCUUCGCCGUCUUUCCUGGGCUCCAGCACCCUCGGCCGCUCCCGCGCGGAAGACCCGAGAGAGUACCCAAACCUCUUUUCCUUCUCGGGGCCGGAUCGCGGAAGGGCCCUAGGAGCCCGCCACGGCGACGCGGAGGGGCGAAACGAGUUCUUGGGCGGCAUGCUGCGCGAAGACAAGCACUUUCACUUGCUUGAUCGCAGCAAGAGCUUCCCGCGCGGCCUGCUGGCGUGUCUCGAGACCUGCUUGCGGCUAGCAGGCAGUCUCUCCAAUUCCUUUCUCCUCUACCUCCUCCCGCUUCCCUUCCCAACGCUCCCGGAGCGCCUCUGUCCGCUCCUGCCAGCCUCGCCCCUGUACGGGAGCAGAGGAAAGCGCGAAGGCUUGCGCGGGCCGUUCGCAUCCGCGGGGUCAGCCUCGCCUCUCGCGCAGCCUGGACUGGACAGCGAGUACGGCAGUUCGUCCAGUUCGUUCGCGGACGAGGGCGCCCGCGGCGAAGGCUGGCAUAUGCUCGACUUCAUAUACGAGAUUCUCCACAUGAACUCGAACAACAAAAACAUCAGCUUGCUGGGGAUCAAGGCAGCCUGUCUCGAGGCGUUAACCGGGAACCUGGUGCGGAACCCGUCGACGUCUCUCGCGGUGCUUCUGCAACUCAGCUCGAUGAUUGACAGCCUCCGGCGGGACCUAAACCUUCCCGCGGAGAAGCCUGGGGCCUCGCGGGACACCGCGGACAAACGCGAAAGCGCCUUCCUGUCUCCGUCGUCUCCUGUCGCUGAGGACGAGGGCCGUCUGCUUCUCGCCUUCACCACCUGCGUCGCGUACCAUCUCCAACUCGUCGGUCUCCGGCGUCGCUUUGACGCGACCCUCGCCGCGUUCUGGGCCCGCGUGGCCGACAGCGGAACCGGCGACUGCAGCGGCCAAGGCGACGGCAGAGGCGCGACGAGCUGCGCGCCGGCGGGGCCUUCCCGCGAGGCGAGAGAGCGGAAAGUCGAGUUUGCAGGGCUCGAGGCGCCCCGGGAGGCGUGCGACGCGAGCGGCGGCACGGGGGGAGCGGGCGACGCCGACGGGUAUCUCGCCGCCGGAUGGAGAGGACAACUGGAACCGUACGGUGCGCCUGCGACCAGCGGAGAGGCGGACAGAGGAAGCGCCCUCAGCUGUUCGGCGGUCGCUGCGAACGGAGACGCGUUCUUCGCUUCCCCCCAGGAGAGAGCCGCAGCGGUGUCGCCGUCGGGCGGUUUGCCGCUCGAGACGGACAGCGAUCUCGGGGACCUCGCGCGGCUUCACUCCGUCGUGGGGUCACAUCUGACGCGUUUGACAGCGUUUCUUUUGGAGAUUUUCGUCACUGUUUUUCGAGAGCCCUUCCAGCGCGCGUGGCAGAGCCUUCCCCAGGCGCGCUACUGGCGCCUGGCCGUUGUCCUCCUGCGGUCGUUCCGUCUCGUCCUGCGCGGGCCCCUUCCCCGGAUUGGCGCCCAUCGCGUGGACGCCGCCGCCCGCGAGCCGUUCGGCAGCUGUCAACGCGCGACUGCGGAGGCAACCACGUACCUGUUUCGCGCGUUUCUGUGUCUCGAGUCCGAGGCCUUUGACGCCCUGAUGAAGGUCGCGUGCUUCCACAAUGCCACAUCGCGACUGUCCCUGUCGCUCUCGCACUUUCUCCUCUCGCAGCAGAAGCGUCAGGCGCGCAGCCCGGCGACUCCGCGCAACCCGUUCGCGGCGUGCUUCGCCGCUUCGCCUUUCGCCUCCUGGGGCGUGGGCGCAUGCAGUUCCUUCGCGCUGCGCAACGGGAUGCGGCUCGGCCCUGGAGGCGCGUGGGAAAGAGGCGCCGGGCGCUUCGGGACCUACGAAGAUGGAGUCUCGUCGUUCUCCUGGGAGAGGCAGAGACGUGAGGCCGAACAAAGGGUCGGUCCGUUUUCCUCCAGCGCUCCCCGUCGAGCUUCGGAGUCCUCGCCGCCGCUUGCUGCUUCGUCCUGGGCCGCGCGCAACGUGAUGGCUGAGGAAGUCGCCGUGGUCGGCCUCGACGUGCUUCGUCUGCUCUUCCAGAGAGAUGUCCUCUUUCUCCAGUUCUACCGGCGCCAGGCGACGCUGCAACUGCAGAGCGCGUGGGAGAAGCGAUCAACCGAGGGCCGGUCCUGGCACGGUGCCGAGACAGGAGAUGCGAGGGAGGUUGCAGAGAGAGAGCGCGCGGAAGAACGAGGCGAACCUUUAACCGGCGGUCCCAGCUACUGCACCCGUGAGGGGCGGUUGACUUCUUCGUCGCCCGGCCUUGAGCUGCAAAGCUGGGAAGGAAGCAGGCCGCUCUGGCCUUCAGGACAGCCGGGGGAAUUUGGCGUCUCGCCGUCCCCCGGGGCGUUGCCGGAGCAGCUGUCAGGGGCGGCUGCGAAUCGGCCCGGAGGCAGUGGCUGGGCACUGCGUACCGCAGAAACAGCUGCGGCGGACUGCCUGUGUCUGCGAUUUACCCACGAACAGCUUGCGCGUUCGGCGUCUUCUCUCGUUCAAGAGCUUCUCUGGGCAACGGCGGGUGCCCUCGGGCUCGAGCCGUCUCCGCUUCGGUUCAGGCAAGCAAAGGGACAGGGCGCCCCGAGUUCGCUCGCUGUCACCUCGUUCCUCGCGUCCCUCUCUUCGUCUCUAUCCAUCCCCCCCUUCUCGUGGUUCGUUCUCGUCCACUUGGGUGGGGCGGGUUUGCGAGGCACCGGGACGGGUUCUCGCCCCGCCGCGCUGUCUGCGUCUUUGUCUCCAUCUUCCUAUCCUCCCUCGCUCCUUCGCGUGUGGAAGCUUUCGCUGUUCACGCUGCACCAGCUGAGUGUGCGAGACCAAGGCAGGCUGUCCUCGCUGUUCGCCGCCUACCCAGGGAUCCUCGACGCAGCCAGAGAGACGGUCACAAUCGCCCUGCUGAUGACGCCUUCGCGAUUCCUCACUUUGGGAGACUGUGAGCAAGACCAAGUCGUGUUCGGGACCGUGCCGGGCGGCGACAGGGAGGACGAAGGCGCAGGAGACAGGGAGGAGGGGUGGGAGGCGCAGGAAGCCAGCGAGAGGAAAGGAAGCGUUGCUGCAAGCCGUGGAAAAGGCGCCGGCUAUUUUCUCUCGCAGCGGGGGGAUGGCGACGCGACUGCCUUGACUCGCUUUGUUACCGAAGCAGACAGAGUCUCCGAGGAAGAAGACAACUACCCGGCCCUUGUGCUGCCUUCGUGUGAAGACCUGGCCGACCCGUUGUACGCCACGACGUCUCUCAGUAGCUUUUUCCUCGAGGUCCCCUCCACGUGGCAGAAGAAGACUCUCAGGCAGGCGCUGCUGUCUCAGUGCGUCGCGGACGAAAGGGAGCGCGACCGCGAGUCCGUGCUUCUUGCCGCGCUGAGGCGGUCGUCCUUUCUCCAGAGGUCGCGAGACGUUCCCGCGGCCUCAGGAGACGGCCAGCGAGAAGGCAGCGAGAGCGACAGCCUCUAUGCGGACCGGCUCCAGGCCUCGUCUGCUGGCGACCCCAUCUUUUCUUUUCCGCUGCUUCGUUCGCGUCUCUCGGACUUCCCGUCGCUCACGGAGGCGCGUCUCGAACGGAGGCUGAACCUGUCGGCGUCGUCGGCGGCGGAGAAGCUUUUGCUCUCGGGAGGCGAAGAGGCUGGAGAAGAGGCCGGCCUGGUUCUGGAGAGAAAGGACGAGGGCCUGGCGCAGGCGCGGUGGAUGUUCCGCUCGUGGCUCCGCUGUGCGUUCUACGCCGAAGUUCGAGAAGUCGACGAGUUCGCCAGGCUCCAGAACGCGCUCCCCGCCUCGUCGGGCUCCACAGCCCUUCCGAUUCGGAAAGACCUUGACAGAAAGUGGCAGCGAGUGGAAGACGCCAUCGUGGAAGGCACCGACUUGGCUUCUUGGCAAGCGCUGCGUUUGCAGGAGACGCGACAGGCUCGCCUGGUGCCUGGUAGACGCGCUCGGCGAGGCCUGACCAGCCACGCGACUGGCGGCGCAGCAGGCCGAGGGGAUCUCGGAGGCCGCGACGAUUGGCGCCUGCCUCUUGGCGGCUACGCAACGGGGCUCGGCGAAGCGGGAAGCGAGACCCAAGGAGACGGGACCUUCGACGACGAAGAUUUCCUCUCGCUCUUCCCGUCGUUUUCUCACUUCUACGCUGCUUCGCGGCCCAUGGUGCACUCGAACCGGUGGGUAGAUGCUGCCUACCUACGAGAGGAAGGCGAAGCGCCGCCGAGCAAGUGGAUUCUCCCGCCAUUCCUGCCACCAGGCUGUCCGGCGUUCGCGUACACCUACGUCCCUGCAAACUACCAGAGCGCCGCGUUCCACGCGACCUCGUUCCGCCGCCUGGCUCUCCUGCUUCUCCACGCAGGCGUCCAGCGCGCGUGCCUGGCGUCUCUCGCGUCGUCCCCAGCCGCGGGCUCUCGCCGCUUGUUUGGACCCCGGGGACGAGAGGGCGGUUGGGAGCGCGAAUGCGACAGCGCCUUUUCCCCGGACAUGUCUUCAAAGGGUGUCGAAGCGGAACGAGGCGACACGCAGCCUCCGGCUCCGCCGACCUGCCUGCCGCUGUCGCUCGCCCUCCUAGGCCUCGCACCCGUCACGGACGCGGUGGCCGAAUGCGCGCCGUCAGGGGCAAAAUCGCGGCUCCUCGAGAGUGUGGCUCGAACUAGCCCCGCCUCGCUGGCGACGCUCGCCGGGGCGUUUUCGCCCGCCUCGCGGUCCGCGCAAGACUUGCGUUCCCGUGCGGUGAGAAACCUCGGAGUCCUGAUCGGAGACGAGGGCGGCUACGGCGGAAAAGGAGGCCGGGGCGGCCGGUUCCCUCCGCUGCGGUCCUCGGCCGUCGUCCUGCCUGUCCUUUGGUGGCGAGGACAAGACGCGUGUCUGUCCUCCGGCUCCUCGCCAGGCACCACUCGCGGCGGGGUCCGGCCAGGCCAGGUAGCUGAGGCCUUGGUGGCGCUUCUGCGGGAGCGGCCCCACUUUGAGGUCUUCGACGACGCCGUCGGCGACCUGUCGCCCCAGACCCUCGACCCCGCCACCGGCGUGCUGGUCCGAGAAAGCGAGCGUCAAGCCGCGAUCGUCGCGAACUACAGCCAGCACUGGGAGUUCCUGAAGGCUCUCCAGAUUCUCCAUCUGCUGGCGGUGACUGAGGCCACGCGCGCCGCGGCUCUGCAGCUUCUCGCGUGCCAGUGGCCCGAGCGGUAUCAACACUUUGACGCACUGGCUUCGUGCAUUCGGAACGUGCCGAGAUUUCCACUCCUCUUGCGUCCGCUCUUUCUUCUCCAGCUCUCCUCCACCGCAGAGAUCUGUGCAGUCGAGAUCCGAGAAACGCUGUGCAGUGUGGGUUCCGCGCGCCGUUUCGUCAAGGGCCACCUGGCGCACACAGAGAGACGACAGGCCGGCCUCCCGUCGGGCGCCGCGACUGGGGGGUGCGGUAGAGACAGGACCGCCGGCCUAGCUGGACAGCUCGAAGGGCGAAGAGAAGGGGGACAAGGCGGUGAGAAGAACGGCGCGCAGGCCGCAGGCGGAACGGGAUCGGAUCGGGCAGCGAGACAGAUCGGAAGUGCGAGCGACGGGGAAAGGGUACGCCCUGUCUCGGCCUCCCCUCAAGACGUGAUCGACGACCUCGUUCUUGUUGCCCAUCGCCUCCUGAACCCCGCCCCGAACCUGGGAGAAGAGCGGGAUCUCCUCUUCUCGUUUUCGCGGCUCCUCUUUGCCUUUGAAAAGAGCAUUCAGGCCCCGUCGCUCCUCAACUCGCUAGGCGACACCCUGCACAGCGUCGCGACAGCCAGUGCUUCGCGGCGAGAGGAAGGCGAGCCGCACGCGCGGAGACACUCGAUCGCCCGCGCGGCCUCGCCGAAGCCGGGUCGCCUCUUUGACCGCUUUCUCGCCUUCGAGAGAGUCACGCGGGCGCGGCGCGGAGACGAGGCGCGGCGCGGAAGGGAAGCGGAGGAACGCUGUCUCUGGAUGAAAGCUACAGGGGUUACCCGAGCCGUCGCACUUUGCCUCCAACUCUGCGAGCGAGACCUUACUGUCCUCUCCCCCUCAUGUUCGUCACAGCCCGAAAGCGCGUCGGCCCCGUCCGCUUCGCUGUCUGCUUCGCUGAUCGAUCCUUUGCUGUUCCUCAAGCUUCGAGACACCAUUUUGAGUCCCUUGGCCUCGCACACGCCACUCCGGAGGGCUGCGCAGGAUGCGCGUGCGCUUCCCGCGUCCGUCGAGAGACUGCUGGCCUUGUCCAACCCGCAGGCGUCGCCUUCCUGCUUCUCCUCUCUCCACGCACACCUGGACGACGCAGCCUCGUCCCGGUCGCUGUUCGAGCUGGCGGGCUCCGGCGAGACGCGGGCGAUGUGGAACCGCCACCCGGACCUCAUCGCCGCGUUUUUGACGUCUCUGUGGAUCGACGCCUUCCACGCGAAUGUCGCCAAAUUCACAGCAUUGGCUCUCCAAACAGCGCUCGCCGCCCUGCCGUGUCUCGCGCGUGCAUGCUACACGCUUCUGUCGCCUUGCUUCCUGCAGCUCGCCUCGUCGCUCCCUCGCUUCUCGCUGUCUCCUUCGCCGUGGACAGAACGACCCCUCGCGGCCGCGUCGCCGCACGCCCGCCUGCACAUUGCCCAGCGGUCGUUGGAGACGCUCGAAGGGUUGCUGGCUCCACAGCUCGUCCGCGGCUACUCGAUUUCCCAGAUCUACGGCUUGACGCGGUUCCUCCACCUAUCGCUCUCGAUCUGGUGCACGGAGACCCUGUUGAUGAGCGACGAGAUCUGCGUUGCAACUGCGUCGGCCUCGCCCUUCUCGCUCCGGGCGCGCGAAGAGCAGCGCGCGGCUGGGGCUUCCUCGGUGACGCUCGCUUCUCUCUUUUCGCCGUCCUUCCCGACGCAGCUCGCGCGCCUACUGGUGCGCCUGCUCCUGUCUCUGUCCGGCGCCGGGGACGCGUCCAGCGAGGACGGAGACGCGGCGGCAGGACAAAACAGCCGCUCGGCCCUCGGCGCCUCCGCGGCUCUCUCGACGACCUGGACGGUCCGCGCCCUCCUGUACGACGGCCUCGUGCUGCUCUUCCGCCUGCCCAUCUUCGGCUCCAGCUCAGCCACGUCAGACUGCCAAGCCGGAGGUGCCGCGUUCGGUUUUUCGGGACAGGAUGGCGAGCCCCUCGAACAGACAAUCCGGCGGGCGCGAGACGACGACCUCGCCACGGAUCGCGCUUCGAUCAGUCGUGUGGCGAUUUCUCUGUUGACCUCGCUGGCACGCGAGCCCGACGCAAGAUCGAAGCUGUUCCGUCGGCUGCUUCACGAUGCCAUUCUCGAUCUGAGAGGCGGUGUCUCCGUCGUUUCCUCGCCGGCGUCUGUGGAGGGAGCGGCUCUGUGCCUGCCGGGAAACAGCGAAAGUCUCUUCUGGCUUCUCGCCGCUCUCGCACCUUCCCAGGGGACGCGGGCCCUGCCAUGUGGCCUUCCGUUGCCCUACGGCGCGGCUGCGGGGUUGGCGGCUUCUCCGACCGGUCUCGAGCCCCGGCGCGUUUCGUCCAUCGUGGCCGAGACGGCGACGCAAGCGGCGUUCAAGCAGCUUUUCCCGAGCGUCCCGCAAUCCCUCGCUCUCGGUGCGCUGCGCGUCUUGACGGCGGUCGUGCAGGCCUCGCUUCCUGCGCAGCUUGAGUACGAAGGCGCCGCGAGUUUCGCGACGUGGGUGCGGCUCUUCACCGGGGAGGAGGCGCGGGCCGUGGCAACGGACGCACAGGAGGAAGAAGAAAGCGAAGCCCCUGCGGUUUGGAGCAGGAAGGACCGUCCGCCCGCGGCGCCAGGCUGCAGAGGCGAGCGAGGAAGAAAGGCAGCCAGGGAGACGCGACAGACGCGACGGGGGGAGGACCGAGUGGGACUGGAACGCACAUCGCUCAAGCCUGCGACAGAGCGGAGACUCGGGGACGGCCUGGAAGGUUCACACGCAACGGGUGACUCGGGGUAUGGCGGUGAAGGCGAAGGACGCCGAGAGGUCGAAGAGGAAGCGACGGGGUUCGCGGAGGAAAACUACGCAAGGGACGACCAGCGAAAUUCCUCGGAGGCAGAUCUUUUCGAGAUGUGUCUGGCUGCAGUUCUCCUUGCACACCUCCACUUUGACGAGGCGCCGGGGGUACGAAACGGACACCGCGAUUCGCAGCAACGCGGCCUGAGACGCGACGACGGAGGAAAGCACUCGAGCGCGGUUCCGGGCCUUUCUUCGCUGGUCUCCUGCGAAACGGGUGGAGCACGGCGGCGCCGCGGAGACACCAGGGAAGUGCUGGAACUCGCCCUCGUGACGCUCCGCCUCUUCCACACCGCUUGCCAGCAUCCGAGCUUUGCGCGCGAUUGUGUUUCUCGCCCGCUGCCUAGCCAGCUGCUAUCCGCUCUUCUGUCUCGUGGCGGAUCGGGCAGAGUGCUGGGGUCCGACGUGUGUGCGGCUCCAGCCGCUUCCUCUUUCCGCCUUCUCGACCUGUUUCUCUCUUCGCCGCUGCUUCGCGCGUCGAUGCAGACGAUGAACCUGCGUGUCUUCCUCUCGUCGGCCGUCGCGCCUUCGCUCCGAGAGAACAGGAAAACCGAGGAGGCGUCCCGGUCGCUCGUCGCUGGGCUUUCCAACGCGCUCGUCACAGUUGUGCCUGUUGACCUCUACCUCUCCUUCCUCAGCGUCCUGCAGACUCUCUUGGGCCUCGACCCCCUUCCCGGCCGGUUGGUCGAUCGCGCCAUUGAGUGGGUUAACCGCGAGGCCUGUGUCUUCCUCUUUCCCCUUCGUUUUCUGGCGCGAUUGGCCACGGCGUGGACAGAGACGAGGCGGAGCAAUGCGUCGCCUCUGUCGCGGUUCCCGGCCGCGUUGCGCGGAGUGUUGCCUGCGCUUCCCGGUCGAAAGAGACGGUCGUUGUCGUCCUUUGAGGGUUCUUUCCAGGUGGAGUCUCUCGGCGGCCGUCAGAGUGAAGUCGAGGCUCUGUGCGCAGCCUUGGAUCGGUACUGCGCCACGUCGCUUUCUUUCGCGGCUGAGACGUCUCGUGCGGAGAGCAGCGAGGAGUUUGGCGAGGCGCGCACCGCUGCUGGAAGGCCGGAGGAGACAGUGGGACGCGUCUACCUCGCUGCAUGCGCCUCUCUGCGAGUUUACUUGCAGCUGCUGAAGGCGGAGAGAAAUCGGCGAAACUCAGAAAAUAAAAUCGCUCUGACGCACCAGCUUAUCCGAGCUGACUUCGGAUUCGCGGCCGAAGUGGAAUCUCUUAUUGAUACCCUCCUCGCCUUCCUCCUCAUCGAUCCUGCCUCAUUCGAGGAAAGAGAGGAGGACGACUCAGACGAAGACUGUGCAAGAAGAAGACGAAGAAAAGAGGACGUACCUGCGCCAGGCCUGGAGCUGGCCAGCACUCUGAGAGAAAUACCAGAAAGCGACGAUGACGAGACCAGCGACGAAGACAUAAGUUGCUUCUCGCGCUCUGCAGGCAGGAUAGGAACCGCUCGGCGAGCGGGGUUGCAGCGAGAAGACGAUGAUCUCCAUGAUGAAAGCGAGAGAAGAGAGCCUGGCUCAGCCGUCGCCGGCAGACAACCGGCCGACGCUGUGGGCUUUUGGUCCUCCCACAGGAGAAGGAAGACCAACCCGACUCUCCGUCUUCUUCUCGUCCUGCAACCCGAAAAUGACGCUGUCAAGUGGGACACCGUGCUUCUCAUGCUUCAAGUCGUCGGUUUCUCGCUCGGGUGUUACAACCGGCGCUUCGCGACGUUCACACUGGGCGCUUCCGUGGAUGAAGAGGCUCGGAGCGCGGCGUCGAAGCACGUCGACAGUGUUUGCGAGGCGACGGUCGCUCUUUCUGUCUUGGCUGUCAAGACGCUUCUCGACGACAGGGAGACUCGACCUCCGCAUUUCGCUUCCGCUCAGGCCUUCGCCCUUUUCCUGUCCUCACUGGAAGCGGCUCUGCACCUGCUUCACGGCCUUCUGCUUCUCUGUCUUCGCGUGUCUCCUGCGGCUCAAGAGCCCAGUCCUCUCGACUUCGCUCCGCUUCAAGAACGCGAACCAAGUCGGCUCUUCACUCCCGCGGGCGCUGCUUGGCCGAGUCGAGGGCCGUUCCAUCCGACUCGAACUCAGGAGCUUCUCGCUCUGCAUCCACAGUUCCUCGACUUUCUUCCACUGUUGGACCAGCUGAGCUUCGCGUGCGCCGCAGGCUCGCCGCCCGUGGCCUUCGCGGGGGCGAGCAGUCGAAGGCGAGGCCAUGAGAGGAGACAGCAGAGAGACGAAAAGGGAGACGAGGGUCUGUCGUCUGCGAGACUCGAUGAAGACGGACGAUCUGCCCUCGGCGCAGUCGCCUUCUUCGCGGACCGUCUCAAGACGCUUAUCUAUUUGUACCUCAGGACUUGA